AUUAAACCGGCCUGUUAAGUUAACAGUGAUUUACAGAUGUCAAAAACAGAAUAUUUAUCGGAACCAGUCGCUGCUAUUAUUUCUUAAAACACGAUCUAAGUGUGAUUGAUAAAUUAAAAAUUUUUUUGAAUAGAAAAUACUAUUUGAUAUAUUUAUGAAUAGUCGCAUUUCUUUUAAGUAAAACACAAAUAAGAAAGAAAGAAAAACGAAGAGUCAGUUCACCUCCGGUUAAAGCAGCUCUGCCCUAGGUUUACAUUUUCAUUGUAUGAGAGUUGAGCGCGUAAACAAUAUACGAUACGAAUAUUGUUCGAAAAAGAUGUUUCAACUGCUGCGUCAGCAUCCUUCUUGGUCAAUCUUCAUCAUUGCCACCGGCACAAUUGCUGCCUCUGAGGUGAUAUGGCUCGCAUAUAAAUCGAUCUGCAAGUGGAUCCGAUGGCGAAAGGCUCAGGUGCAUGAGGUGCUUAUGUUCAAUGAACUGGGCUUCGAAUGCAUGCAAGAGCAUCGCAAGUCCAGCGAAAACGGCCGUUUAUAUUAUUGUCAAAAUAAGCAUUGCGCUCAGGCCAACAUCGACCGCAUUAUCGAACAGCUGAACAAGGCCAAAUACAGCAUUGAUCUGGCCAUGUAUUCCGUCUACUCCGUUGAGAUGACACGCGCUUUGAAAAACGCCUUGCUCCGCAAGGUUGUUGUUCGUAUAAUUGUCACUCUACAACGCGGAGAUAAAACCAAUUACCUUCUGGUCGAUCUAAUUCACCAUGGCGCCCAUCUGCGCAACCAGAAUUCCAAUUAUUUUAUGCAUCAUAAGUUCUGUGUGAUCGAUGGGCAAGAGCGAGUGAAUUACCUUUGGAGUCUCAAGAAACGCAAUUACGGACCAGAGACUACGUACAGCGUCCUAAUCAAUGGCUCCCUCAACUGGACGGAUACCGGCAUCGGCGUCAACUGGGAAAAUGUAGUCAUCACAUCUCAUCCAAAAAUGACCAAUGUCUUCCAAUCAGAAUUCGAUCGUAUGUGGAAGGUGUUUUCAACUAAUACUAGAAAAUAGAGGCACUAUUACCGUUAGUGCUAUCACUCAAUCGUAGUGUAUUGAAUGCAGCGACUCAUGAAUGCGGACUCAUCCGCGUGUCGAAUCAGCUGUUAGGAGAAGUCGACUGGUUGCAGGUUGUCAAAUAGAAGAAUUAUGGGUUGUCGAAAAAAUCCAAAAAAUAUUAAUUGUGGAGUCCAUGUUUAAAUUGGAGCUCAUGUACUAUAUUAAGAUAUAUGUGAUCGCCAUUGUAUAGUAUACAAUGUAUGUAUACCUAUAAUAUGCAUGACAGCUUUAAUUAUGUUUUAAGAAAACCGCAUCAAAUCGAUAGUGCUGCCAGACCUGUUAAGCACUUUUAAAUAUAUUUGUUUGACAUGUUUGGGCUGUUGAUUACAUAUAAAACAAUAAUAGUUUACCCAAAAUAAAGUCUUUACAUGUUAUAAAUAAAGUGAUUAUGUUUUCAGCACUUUCUAAAUAGUAA
Messenger RNA from Drosophila mojavensis, 1499 nucleotides. Its product is annotated as mitochondrial cardiolipin hydrolase. The transcript is spliced from 2 exons. Bases 266 to 1039 code for a protein of 257 amino acids. Gene Ontology annotation, cellular component: mitochondrion. Gene Ontology annotation, biological process: piRNA processing. Gene Ontology annotation, molecular function: RNA endonuclease activity producing 5'-phosphomonoesters, hydrolytic mechanism. Lineage: Eukaryota; Metazoa; Arthropoda; Insecta; Diptera; Drosophilidae. The record is from RefSeq and is a predicted model, not a curated record.